Cyphomyrmex costatus is the source of this 2014-nucleotide messenger RNA. RefSeq names its product leucine-rich repeat-containing protein 47. NCBI's taxonomy places the organism in Eukaryota, Metazoa, Arthropoda, Insecta, Hymenoptera, Formicidae. Gene Ontology annotation, biological process: phenylalanyl-tRNA aminoacylation. The record is from RefSeq and is a predicted model, not a curated record. Gene Ontology annotation, molecular function: RNA binding; phenylalanine-tRNA ligase activity; protein binding. The transcript is spliced from 4 exons. The coding region runs from base 122 to 1708 and encodes 528 amino acids.
CAUUGCGUCAUGAGUCGAUCUACAGAACACGAAUAACCUCAAAAUAACCUCUUCCUUAUCUGUUUACAUUGUGGUUGCACGCGGGAGUGAAUAAACUUCUCAACAAGAGGAAUUCGCCACGAUGACUCUCGAGGAUUCAUGGGAGGCCGUGAAACAAGCGGCCGAGAAAAACAGGCACGAAUUGGUGCUGUCGGGCACGUCGGUGUCCAAGCUGAUCGAAACGUCCGGCCUGGACAAGAACUUGUUUACCCUUCACAAUUUGAAUUAUCUCAGCAUAACGCACACGUGUCUUCAGGAGAUGCCGGACGAGAUCGAGAAGUUGGUGAAUCUUGCGACUCUGGUGCUCCACUCGAACGAGAUCGCCGCGUUACCGUGCGCGAUAGCUAAAUUGGCCAAGCUGAAGGUGCUCGACUGCUCGAUGAACAAGUUGACGUCUCUCCCGAGGGAACUCGGUGAUCAUCCUAAUCUGAGCACGAUAAAUCUUGCCUCGAAUCUUCUACGAGACGUCCCGUCGCUAGCUUUGUGCACAAAAUUGAGUAUCCUAGACCUAUCGAAUAAUCGGCUUGAGGCCUUUCCCGACGUUUGUCACACAGAGCUCGUACAUUUGUCCGAGAUUCAUGUUAACGGGAAUCAAAUAACGGAAAUUCCAAUCACUAUAAGUCGACUGCAGGGAUUGAAGGCUUUGAAUAUAGCAGAUAACUUGAUUUCUGUUGUACCAAGCGAAUUAACGGAUUGUAGUAAACUGAAGGAGGUGUAUCUGAAAGGGAAUAAAUUGUCGGAUAGGAGGCUGACAAAAUUGAUCAAUCAAUGUUCUACAAAGCAAAUACUAGACUACGUCAAGUUGCACUGCCCGAAAAGUGAAUUGUCCACAACGGAAAAUACGUCGAAGAAAGGAAAGAGGAAUCAGAAGGUCUCUGAAAGCGAAAGUGUAGUCGAUGGCUUGGCACAUAAAUUGAAAGUCUUGAAAGUACUGGACGACACGCCAGUGAUAAAAAUGACAGAACAUGUGAAAAGUAUCAGGCCUUACAUAGCCGCGUGCAUCGUGAAAAAUAUAAGCUUCACAGAGGAGAGUUUCAAAAAGUUCAUUCAGCUGCAAACAAGAUUACACGAUGGGAUAUGCGAGAAAAGGAAUGCAGCUACAAUAGCGACUCACGAUUUGAAACUCAUUGUACCUGGAGAACUCACGUAUACGGCAAUGGUGCCCACAGAAUUGAAAAUAAAGCCUCUAAUGUACAGCAAGAUAUACACUGGCGCAGAUCUGUUCCAGAAGUUGCAGAUAGAAGCUGAGACUCUACGUAAAGAAAAGAAACGAAAUGUGUAUUCUGGAAUACACAAGUAUUUAUAUCUGCUGGAAGGCAAAUCUUUAUUCCCGUGUCUGUUGGACCAAUCGCAGCACGUUAUUUCGUUUCCACCCAUCACAAACAGUGACGCAACAAAAAUGUCUAUAGCUACCCAAGAGAUGCUUGUAGAAGUAACUAGUGCUUUGUCGUACACAAUUUGCAGGAAUGUGUUGGAUCAAUUUCUGAAGGAAUUGACAGUUUCGGGUCUCAUCGAUUCCACAGAACCGAAGGACACGGAUAACAAGUGUAACAACUUGACGGUCCAACAAGUCAAAGUAGUCGACACUCAAGGAAAUCUCAAGUUGGUAUAUCCUUCAAGGGCAGAUUUAAAUCUUAACGAACAGUUUAUCGCCGUGCUAAGAGAAUGAGGAGAACUGGAGAGUAGCUGAAAUUUUUCUCUACCUGGAGAUCUAUUAAAAAAUUUAAUAGUGUUCAUUAAAUGAAAAAAAAAAAAAAAAGAGAGGACUAUAGAUUUGUGAAGUAUAAUAAUAGAAACCCUUAUUUUCGAUUCGCUUGUCGUUCGAAGACUCAACGUGAGAAUUCUAUCGGACAGGAGAGUAAUUAUUUUUCGAAAUGUAUUUGUCGCAAGAGGAACGUCGAGAUCGCGUGACGGAGUCAUCGCUGAUCGCGUUCGGCUCGCGCUUUAUCACGUCGAUUAGAGGGGUGACAGGAUG